GCACGACAUAAAAAGUGGUGCGCAUGAGAUAAAAAGUGGUGCGCACGACAUAAAAAGUGGUGCGCACGACAUAAAAAGUCGUGCGCACGAGAUAAAAAUAAUAAUUUCCAUGUCACCUCCAGGGCUCCGUAAUAUACACUUACGGUGUAUAUAUAAACUAUAUCCAUAUAUACACGCCGUAGACAGCCAUAGAUAUAUAUGGUAGAUAGCAUCGACGAAGUUACGUCAGAAACGAAGUUGUUACCACUCUGGAAAGGCUGUUUUGGGGCAUUUCGUUGUUUUUAUUGUACAACAUUAAGCGAUGAUGAGGACGCUGGAAGAGGUGCAGGCCACGCUGCAGGCAGCCAAACUGAAGGAGGAAGAUUUACAGCCAACCAUCCAGUGUUUGUCAUUUGGGGAAAAUGUUUCAUCGGCCGAUUAUUGUCUGAUGGAGCUGGACGACACGCUGUGCAAACACAUCGAAGCUGGCCAGAGUCUUGUGAUCCGCGGGGAUAAAGAUGAGCGUGCGGUGGUUUGCAGUGGGGACAAGACCUAUGAUCUGAAAAUAGCUGACACCUCCAACCUGCUGCUGUUUGUACCUGAAGGCAGAACUCCAGACCAGCUCAGCAGCAGCCAGGACGGCUCUCAAGUAGCUCAUGCUCAGAUCUGGGGAUUUUGUAACAGCUACUGGGAGCUAAGGAAACAGCGGCCUAAGGUGAAGAAGCUGAAGAGGCUUUUAAUGGAGAAUCCUUAUGAAGGACCUGCACUCAGUGGACAAGAGGAGAGGACGGAGAACAGGUACACGAUGCAGGACCUGUUGGAGAGGAUUCAGGCGAGUGAGGAGGAGAUAAAGACCCACUUGGAGACCCUUCACGCUUGUCAGAUCGAUGGUUACUGGCGUGUGCUGGACUUUGACUAUGAGAUUAAGCUGCUCGGCCAUCUGACUCAGCUGGUGGAUUCUGAGUCAUGGUCCUUCCACAAGGUCCCCCUUCACACCUGUCUGGAGGAGCUGGCCCUGCUGGAGCCUAAAGAAAUGAUCGAACACUCCUUGAACUCUUAUGGGAAACGCUACACUGAAAACGACGAGGUUCUCUAUGCAUUGGAUGAAGAUAAAGUAUGUCGUGGUGUGGCUCUCAUGCUGCUGCACAACGCUAUCAAGUUCAACCUAAAGGAGUUUCAGGAGGUCUGGCAGCAGAGCGUCCCAGAGGGGAUAAGUACAAGACUGGACCAGCUAAAGGGAGUCGCUCUAGUGGACCGCACCUCCCGCCCAGAAACCAUCAGUCUUCUGCGAGUGGACGACCUCCCAGAGGACACAAUGGAGCGCUUCAACCACCUCUUUACACUCAGGGAGAAAUGGACAGAAGACGACAUCACGCCAUACAUAAAGGAUCUGUGUGGAGAGAAACAGACCACUGGAGCCCUCCUGACCAAAUAUGCUCGAUCCUCAGUGCAAAAUGGGAUUAAGGUGUUUAACUCCAGAAGACCAGUGGUUACAUGAGUGACACAUUUCUUU
Messenger RNA from Cololabis saira (Pacific saury), 1492 nucleotides. It is a transcript of the gene dscc1, whose product is annotated as DNA replication and sister chromatid cohesion 1. The coding region runs from base 302 to 1477 and encodes 391 amino acids. Gene Ontology annotation, cellular component: nucleus; Ctf18 RFC-like complex; chromatin. Lineage: Eukaryota; Metazoa; Chordata; Actinopteri; Beloniformes; Belonidae. The transcript is spliced from 9 exons. The record is from RefSeq and is a predicted model, not a curated record. Gene Ontology annotation, biological process: maintenance of mitotic sister chromatid cohesion; mitotic sister chromatid cohesion.